UGCCAGGUCAGGAGGAAGUGUUGGGCUCCCGGGGUCAGGCAGGCCAGCCAGACUUGGUCAGGCACCGGUCCCGGAGUCCACAGGAUGGCUGCUGUGGUGUGGAAUUUGGGUGCUGCAGGAGACCUGAGGAAGGCAGUGUACAGAAAGAGGGUGACCCUUCCACAGACAGAGCGAGGAGUCGAUGUGAGCAGCCGGCGCUCCCGGCACAGCUGGGUCGCCAUGGCUGCUGUUGACAGCUUCUACCUCUUGUACAGGGAAAUCGCCAGGUCUUGCAAUUGCUACAUGGAAGCCCUGGCCUUGGUGGGAGCCUGGUACACAGCCCGAAAGAGCAUCACCGUCAUCUGUGACUUCUACAGCCUGGUCAGGCUGCACUUCAUCCCUCGCCUGGGGAGCAGACCCGACCUGAUCAAGCAGUAUGGAAGAUGGGCGGUCAUCAGUGGGGCAACAGAUGGCAUUGGGAAGGCCUACGCGGAGGAGUUAGCGAGCCACGGACUCAAUGUCAUCCUGAUCAGCCAGGAAGAGGAGAAGCUACAGGCCGUGGCCAAGCACAUAGCUGACACCUACAGGGUAGAGACGUUUGUCCUGGUGGCAGACUUCAGCAGAGGCCGGGAGAUUUAUGCCCCCAUCCGAGAAGCCCUGAGAGACAGAGACAUUGGCAUCCUGGUGAACGACAUGGGUGCGUUCUACCCCUACCCUCAGUAUUUCAGCCAGGUGCCCGAGGACACGCUCUGGGACAUCGUGAACGUGAACAUCGCAGCCGCCAGCCUGAUGGUGCACAUCGUGCUGCCGGGGAUGGUGGAGAGAAAGAAGGGUGCCAUCGUCACCGUGUCUUCUGGCUCCUGCUGCAAGCCCACCCCACAGCUGGCUGCUUUCUCUGCGUCCAAGGCCUAUCUGGACCACUUCAGCCGAGCCCUGCAGUACGAGUAUGCCUCUAAGGGGAUCUUUGUGCAGAGUCUGAUCCCCUUCUACGUGCCCAGCAGCGGGACUGCGCCUGCCAGCUUCCUGCACAGAUGCCCGUGGCUGGCGCCGUCGCCGAGAGUGUAUGCUCAGCAUGCAGUGUCGACCCUGGGCAUUUCAAAAAGGACCACAGGCUACUGGUCCCAUUCCAUUCAGUUCCUCUUUGCACAGUAUAUGCCCGAGUGGCUCUGGGUGUGGGGUGCAAACCUCCUCAACCGCUCCUUACGGAAAGAGGCCUUAUCCUGCCAAGCCUGAGCCAGGAGGCUGGAGAGAAGCUUGGCUAAGCCACGGUCACCUACAGUUUCUGGCGUUUGGAAGAACACAUUCACUCCGCCUGUGUAUCGUCUCCUACCGAGUCCCUAGUGCAUCACCAUCCUUCAUGAGGCCGACUGUUACGUCUGUGAGCAAACCUCAGGGACCACAUGGGUGGCCCAGGGCGCAUGGCCAUGAAGCCUGAGGACAGAACGGGCUGCUUCCUUGACACUUGGAGCGUGACCGGCUCACUCCUGUAUUGUCCGUCUUGUGUUGGUCUUUUUUGUUUUGAGAAGUCACCUGUUUCCCUUUUACAGGUGAUUGAUUAUAGUAUUGGCUUUCAAGAUGUUCCUCACGCUGGGCGUGGGGGCUCACGCCUUUAAUGCCAGCACUUGGGAGCUUGAGACAGGCCUGGGCUACAUAGUGAGUUCCAGGCCAGCCAGGGACAUGCAGUUAAACCUGUCUUUGAAAAAAAAAAAUUAAUGUUCAUCAGGAAGACAACAAAAAAGUGUUAUUUUCAAACUGUGAACUGGGAGAACAGGGGUUAACAGUAGACGUGUAUCUCUCACGCCGCAUAGCUCCAUGGGGGGUGUCUGUGUGUACGUACACGGCCUUUCCCUAAGGUCCCCUAGAACCAUGUGUGUGUUGUGUGUCUGGGUGAAGUUAUCGAUAAGACUUUACAGUAGACUCUGUCAAGACGAGGUAAUGAGGGAGCCCUUCCCAGAGUGAACGCCUGGGUUACUCCCUUUCAUGUGCUGAAAGCCUUUCUGGCUUUAGGCUGUGUGGGCUUGCCACGUCCGACCUUGUUUCUUUGAGUGGUUUUGUCUUUCCCACUCUGUAGGUGGGUUUUGUUCCUAGGCUGGGGCACAUAACAGGUUGUCUUUGGAUUUCUAAGGUAACAGCUGUGCUUAAGUGGCGGUUCCUCAGUGAGUUGGUUCUAACCGACCCCCUUCAGGGCUUGUUAGAGCUGGCUUUCAUACACUUGUCUAUGUAAUCCAAUUUCUCCCCAGGAGCCUUGUUGAUAAAAUCAUCACGUGUUUGUGGAAUAGUGGUUAAAAUAUGGGCAGCUUUUGUGCGUGGUAUAAGGUAGUUAUUGAAGUGAUGUUAGAAGCUCGUUUUUAGCCUGUGUGAUGAAUGUGUACAUUGUAGGGAAUGCUUUUAUUAGUGUGAGGGUGCUUUAUGUAAAUCCCACAAUAUGGGGGCACACUGAAACUUAGUGGCUUUAGUUGGUUUAUAAAACCAACCUCUUGGGAGGGUCUCAUACCCAGCACGUGGAAGCCUGGAAGUCAUGGCGGCUUGUGCAGAGUGGAGGAUGUGGCCUUGACUCUUGUGGUGCUGCGCUGCCUGGGAAGUGAGACAAUGGGACUUGGGUGGAGUUGCUUUAGUGACAUCCCGUCACCUGUAGGCCCAAGUGCACUUUGCCCAGGACAUCAGAUGUGCCAUUUUCGGUUGUGACUCGGAUCUAGAUCAGUGUCUUCACGUCCUCAGAUCAUGGGCAGACCACCAUGCUUGGAGACAGAGGAGGAGGAGCCUCAGCGGGGACGGCUGCCUUCCUGCUGAGAACCUGCGUGCAUGUGAUAGGCAGCAGUUCCUCCACGUGAGACCUAAUCACGCAUGGUAGGGAGGAAGGCAGGAGACUGAGGGGUUCAUGGACAGCGUAGGCUAUAUAGUGAAACUCUGGUUCAGGAAACAAAAACAGCAGCAGAGACGCACUGUCCGCUCUGUGUAAGGUCCUGUGGCCCAGUAUUCAGACUUGUCUAUCAAGUGCGGAGUCGCUUGAUCCAUGAUGAGUCAGUGAUGUUCUCUCAGCAGGACUCAGCUAGAACUCGGAGCACAGAGAUCCGUGGCUGCUGAACCAGGCACCUUUAGGCUUCCUAGCUCUCAUAGGCAGACCCUCGCUGCUGAGUUAGUCUGCCUGCCCACGGUGGACAUGGCUUUUUACCAAGGAAGGAGGAACUCUGAACCUUUGUAACUCAUCCUGUGAAUCAGAACGUAACAAUAAAAGCAUCACCGUUUCCUUCAGGUGUCACCGCCA
Molecule: messenger RNA, 3244 nt
Organism: Mus caroli (Ryukyu mouse)
Lineage: Eukaryota; Metazoa; Chordata; Mammalia; Rodentia; Muridae
Source: RefSeq, a predicted model, not a curated record